CUUAUAUAUAUUCCUCAAACUUCAUGUAUCGUACACUAAAUGAAAGAACAUUACAGAAUUAAUAACAGUGGAUAGAUAUGCCCAUUUUGAAACUGCUUGUCGUAAACCAUGAUGGGACGUGCUUCCAAGCUAUGCUCGUUUCAGUCUGUGAAUGGAGAUACCACUCCUAACGUUUAAACAAUUAAAAACCCAAGAAAACAAUAAUAGAGGAAUCCUUUCCACAUAUUUACUAUAUUUGUUUAAGAAAUUUAUUUUAUUUGAACAUUUCUUCAAUAAUCAUUUAUUGUUGCGUUGACACUUAAAAUGAGCAAGAUCUCAAACAAAGUAGGCUUCGGUGAAGCUUUGAGGAGGUUCCAGGAGAGUAAGGUACUCCUUGUCGGCGCUGGCGGCAUUGGCUGUGAGUUAUUAAAGAAUCUGUUGAUGUCGAAUGUGAGGGAGAUUUGUAUUAUUGAUUUAGACACUAUAGAUCUAUCGAAUCUAAAUCGCCAGUUUCUUUUUCGGAAGCAUCAUGUGAAGCAAGCGAAGGCGAUCGUAGCUAUGAAAACAGCUCAGUCCUUCAAUCCAAAUGUAAAAAUAGAGGCGAUACAAGCGAAUAUCAAGGAACCUCGUUUCAAUAUUUCUUGGUUCCGCCAAUUUGGGAUGGUUUUUAACGCGCUCGACAAUCUGGAUGCCAGGCGUCAUGUUAAUAAACUAUGUCUACUUGCUAAUAUUCCACUGGUGGAGAGUGGUACUACAGGAUUUCUUGGCCAAGUCCAAGUUAUAGCUCAUGGGAAAACGGAAUGUUACGAUUGCAAUCCUAAACAGCAAGCUAAGGUCUACCCAGUAUGUACAAUUCGAAGUACGCCCAGUCAACCAAUUCAUUGUAUAGUGUGGGCAAAGAGUUAUUUCUUUCCACAAUUGUUUGGUGAUAAUGAGGAAAAUGAUGAAGGAAUACAAAAUAUUGCUCAAAACGAGGCACAAAAGAAGGAGAUAGAAGAGUUGGCACGCGAGACAGCUGAACUUGCAGAACUUAGAAAUUCCCUCGUAACAGACUCGAACGCUUUCGAAAAGAUUUUUGAAAAAAUUUAUCAUAGGGACAUUGCUCGACUUAGAGCUGUACCUGAUAUGUGGACUUACCGAACCGCACCUACAGUUUUAGAUCUCAAUGAAUUAGGCCAGAAAGCUGUUCAUUUAAGUUCUCCUUGGUUGGAUGAACAGAAAAUAUGGACUCUGGAGGAGAAUUUUGCAGUUUUAAAGUCUUCUAUUCAACGUCUUUCACAAAGGCUUAAGAAUUGUAAUAGUGAAGGCUUAUCUUUUGAUAAAGAUGAUAAAGACACCAUGGACUUCGUUGCUGCAUCUGCCAACCUACGAGCGUAUUCUUUUGGUAUUGAACAGCAUUCAGAAUUUGAUAUUAAGCAAAUGGCCGGGAAUAUUAUUCCUGCAAUCGCUACUACGAACGCUGUGAUAGCUGGACUUUGUGUUACUCAAGCACUUAAAGUGUAUCAAAAUGAUAAUGAUGAAUUAAAAAAUGUAUUUAUGGCGAAAAGAGCCGACCGCGUUUUUCACGGAGAGAAGGUAUGCAAGCCAAAUCCGUAUUGCGCUACAUGUUCAUUUAAGCAUAUGCAAUUACCUGUUGAUCAUUACCGCUUGCUUUUAAAGGACUUUGUCAAAUAUAUUUUACAUGAUUUUUUGCGUUAUUCUGAAGAAGUUAGCGUUAUAAAGGAAGACUUGAUUUAUGAUGUUGAUUUCGAAGAUAACUGCGAAUCGACAUUAGCUGAUCUUGGAAUAAGUGGUAAUAAUAAUACGGUUCUUACUAUUCUCGGUGAAGAAGAAAGAUCAGACAAUGGGAAAACAGCGGAUUCACAAAACGUAACUCGUAUACCUCUUCUUCUUGAGGUGCUCCCUAUGGAUGGACAUACAGAUGCGUCAAACAUACCCUAUCGAUUACCUUCCGAGACUACAGUUAUUCCGCUUAAACCUGAGCCGUUGCGGUCUUCAGAAGCUGGAAAAGAGUCGACUGAUACUAAAGGUGUUGAUGACAUAUUUGAAGUUAUGCCUUCAGAAAACGAAAUAAUAGAUAUAGAAGUCAUUGAUGGUGAAGACGUACCCAAUUCGGGCUCUCCAAAGCCAAGGGUUAGUUCAUUGAAAAGGAAACCUUCUACAACGGAUGAAACAGAUACUAAAAAGAGCAAGAACUAGGUAAGGAUUACUACUAGAAUUCAUUCCAUGUUUUUACUGGCCUUAACCUGACGCACAGUUAAUUUUGAACAAUUGGUAUUAGUUUGUCAAACGAAAUCUUGUUUAUAUCCAUGUCUUACAUAUCUGUGAAAUGAGCUACGAAUAAUAAUUUUUAUAACAAUCAAAAAUAUAUUUACCAUUAUAAA
Schizosaccharomyces octosporus yFS286 is the source of this 2363-nucleotide messenger RNA. RefSeq names its product SUMO E1-like activator enzyme Fub2. Gene Ontology annotation, cellular component: SUMO activating enzyme complex; cytoplasm. Gene Ontology annotation, molecular function: SUMO activating enzyme activity. The record is from RefSeq and is a predicted model, not a curated record. The coding region runs from base 304 to 2178 and encodes 624 amino acids. Gene Ontology annotation, biological process: protein sumoylation. The transcript has 3 exons. NCBI's taxonomy places the organism in Eukaryota, Fungi, Ascomycota, Schizosaccharomycetes, Schizosaccharomycetales, Schizosaccharomycetaceae.